UCUCUCUCUCUUUCUCAGCACGACAGAGUUUGGCGGCUUUUCGCUAGUUGUUUUGUGUUUUGUUUUUUUGCCGCCUUUGCUUAUUCGUUUUGCGGUUGGCGUCGUUGCAAGUUGAUUUUUGUUGUGAGUGCGCGAGUCUAGUUCCCGUUUUAUAAACAUAAAUACAUGCAUAUGUACAUACAACAUAAGAUUGUUAUGUUGUAAGCGUUUUUCGAUGUUCUUAAAGUUUUUGCGUUUGAAAUUUGCAAUUGUGUUAGAAAAGUGUGGUGUCGGACGAGUGUCAGAAAAAAACCGCACGACCAAAAAACAAAGGACGCGCACAAGCGUCGCGUGAUGCAAACAGCUGUGAGACAGCAAGGUGCAAAAGGAAGAAAAAAUAAAGAGAAGAGAUUCAAAACCACUUAAGGAUUUUAAAGCAAUCAAUAGAAUUCUUGGAUAGUUCUCUAAAGAACGAGACGGGGAGACGAUCUGAAUUAGCCAAAAACUGAAAAAUCAAAAGACUUGAAGCAACUCAACCCUCCAAAACAGAAAAUCACAGAAGACACUAUCGAUUCUCAAAUCAAAAAUGGGCGAGCUUGACGAGAAGGAUACACCACCGACCGAGACGACAGCACACCAACAGGAGGCGCUCGAAGAGCCCAAGGAAACGGACAAAAUGCUGGAGAAAAAGGACGAAAAAUUGCCCAGCCCCAGUGCAGAUAAGAAACAGGCUUCGAAGCCAGGCACACCAGUUGGAGACAAAAAAUCGCCGACACCUGCGGCAGCUGAUGCUGCUGGUGAACCCAAAAAGGUCAACGGCGAAGAGAUCAUAGACAUACCCACUGAGAAUGGCACAAAACCAGACGAUCGCGAUGAAAAGAAAAUCUCCAAGGAGGAGCGCGAAGUGAAGCCAAAGAAGAUACCGAUCGGUGGCCUGAAGCUGCCAGGUUUUUUCAUGAAAUCCAAACCGAAGGCCGAAGGUGAUGGUGCCGAGGGCGAGCUGCUAGAGAAGGAGCACAAGGAGGAGCCCAAUGGCGACGCUGCUGCUGCUGCCACGCCCAAGAAGGAGGAGCAGAAGCCACGCAGCAACUUUGGCGAACGUUUGCGCAAUUUCUUUGUGCGCAAGCCCGCAGCCGAAAAACAGGCCAAGCAAGUGGCCAAUGGCGAUGCAGAUGCCAAGAGUGAGGCUACUGCUGAAGCUGCACCCGCUGAGGGAGCCGAUCAAUCGGAAUCGGCACCGCCACAGAAGCGCGGUCUGCUGAAUGCCAUCAAGCUGCCCAUAGCCAACAUGAUACCCAAGAAGAAGGCCGGCGAGGAUGUCGAACUGGGCCUGGGCAAGGCUGGUUUGGCUUCCAUGGAAACGCUGGACGAUUCACUCAAGGAUCAGGACACUGUAGACAAGGCACCCCUGAAGACAAAUGGCGCCGAUGAGAUUUCCAAGCUGAAGAAGUCACCAAGUGGCGAAAUCAAGCAAGCAGCCGCCGCUGGCGGUCCCAUCGAUGAGAAACUGACCGAUGAAGAGGAGGCGCCCGUGUCCCUACUAAGCCGACUGCGCGGCUAUAAGUGUAGUGUGGACGAUGCACUCAUUGCCUUCGGCAUAUUGCUCUUUGUGCUGCUGUUGGCAGUGAUUGGCUAUGUGCUGACACAUGAGACGCUGACAUCGCCGCCGUUACGCGAGGGCCGUUUCAUCUCGGCCGUGACCAGUUGUGGAAUGGUGGAGGGCGUCAAGGACGAUGGCGCCUUUGCCUUCCGUGGCAUACCCUAUGCACUGGCACCCGUUGAGGAGUUGCGCUGGCGAGGGGCUCAGCCCAUCAAGGACAUUGAUAACUGCUGGAAUGGUACGCUGCAGACGCACAACAGCAGUGUGCUGUGCACCCAGCGUCUGGGCAAUGGCACCAUUGUGGGCGACGAGGACUGCUUGUACUUGGACAUUGUAACGCCGCAUGUCCGCUAUGACAACCCACUGCCUGUCAUUGUGUUGAUUGGUGCCGAGACCCUAACUGGACCCUCGCCGGGUAUUUUGCGGCCGUCGGCGCGGUACUCGCGCUCCCACGAUGUUAUCUUUGUGCGUCCAAACUUCCGCUUGGGUGCCUUUGGUUUUCUCGCAUUGGAUGCUCUCACCAAAAAUGAAUAUCCACGCACCUCCGGAAAUUAUGCUCUGACCGAUAUCGUAGCCGCUCUCAAGUGGAUUCAACUGAACAUCGUGCACUUUGGUGGCGACCCGAAGUCCGUCACAUUGUUGGGACAUCGUGCCGGCGCUACAUUGGUCUCUGCUCUGGUCACUUCCCCACAACUCGAGGGGCUCUAUACACGCGCCUGGGCCUCUUCCUCGUCAGCCAUUUUCCCGGGCAAGACGCUGCAGGAAUCCGAGAAACUUAACGAGGUUAUAAUGAGCACGCUGGACUGCAAGGAUGUUGCCUGUCUACGUGCCGCCUCUACCGAACAGCUGUGGGCGGCCACACCAGACACCUGGCUGCACUUCCCCGCCGAUGUGCCCACCAAGGAGGAAUCGCUGAACACACAGCGUCAUGAGUGGCUAGUGCUUGAUGGCAACAUUCUGCAGCAGCACCCCUCGGAGUCGUGGAAGCGUGAGCACAUAGGCAAACCACUGCUGGUAAUGGGCACCACAGCCCACGAGGCGCAUACUCUGAAUCUGCGUGAACGUCACAGCAAUUGGACCGCCGAGGAGGUCCGCGCCUUCAUUGAUGGCUCCCAGCUGGGUGCUUUGGGGUUGACCGAUGAGAUUGUGGCCCGCUACAAUGCCACCAAUUACACAGCACUGGCCGCCAUUAUCACCGACAUACGCACCGUUUGCCCACUGCUGACAAAUGCUCGUUUGCAGCCCAGUGUGCCAUUCUAUGUGGUGACGCAGGGCGAGGGUGAGGAUCAGCUGGCCACCGUCGAUGCGGACGUGCAAGCGAUUUUGGGUCGCUACGAGCCACACACUGUGGAGCAACGACGCUUUGUGUCCUCAAUGCAGCAGCUCUUCUACUACUACGUCUCCCAUGGCACGGUGCCACAAUACGAUUCCCGUCGCCGAGUCCUUAUUGUGGGACAAGAUCCGCUCUCGCAGGAGGAUCACGAGCAUUGCAACUUUUGGAUCAGCAAAGACAUUGUGCCGCGAUAUGCGCGCAUUGAUUAAACCGUCGACUUCGAUUUCACAACCUCUUCGGGGCAUUUUCUGCUAUCUAUCUAUCCUUAAAAAUCCUGUCCCUUCACUCUUCAUCCUAUCACUGUCUAUAAUUGAAAUUCAAUUUAGAUUUGAAUUCUACGUUCGACUUCGUCUCCCGUCAGUUUAGUUUAGCUUAAGUGAAUCUAGUGUUUAUAUACAUAUAUAAAACUGUACAUUUAGUUCUCUUUUGCGAAUAAGUGCGACAAUUUAAGUUGUAAGUUUUUUAAGCAUUGCUAACUCUACAAAAUGAUAUACAUAUAGUACAUACUAUAUAUGUAUUGCAUACAUGGCACGCACACAACUGCAUAUGUAUGUAGAGAGCUCUUGAUUAUGUGUAAUUUAUGCAUAUUGACGUAUUUUCUAAUGUAAUUUUAAAACACACACCACACACAAAUACACAAAACUGAUACACACGCAAAAACUCGAAUAAAAACAUAACAAAAUAUAUGAACAAUUCUUGAAAAGUAUAGACAAAAUCGGCGUCUUUCAACUACACUAGUCGGCACAUUUAGUUUGGAAUUUCUAAAAACAAAAUCCGGCAUUUGCUAGCUUGGGCUUAUUUCUCGAUUAAUAUCAAAUAGUUUUUGAAUUUCUAAAAUCUGGUGGUUUCAACUACUUUUGCCGACUCAA
Scaptodrosophila lebanonensis is the source of this 3781-nucleotide messenger RNA. RefSeq names its product neurotactin (gene Nrt). The record is from RefSeq and is a predicted model, not a curated record. The transcript has 4 exons. Bases 566 to 3121 code for a protein of 851 amino acids. NCBI's taxonomy places the organism in Eukaryota, Metazoa, Arthropoda, Insecta, Diptera, Drosophilidae.